This is a messenger RNA of Lepus europaeus (European hare), 735 nucleotides long. It is a transcript of the gene DYNLT1, whose product is annotated as dynein light chain Tctex-type 1. The record is from RefSeq and is a predicted model, not a curated record. NCBI's taxonomy places the organism in Eukaryota, Metazoa, Chordata, Mammalia, Lagomorpha, Leporidae. The transcript is spliced from 5 exons. The coding region runs from base 57 to 398 and encodes 113 amino acids. Gene Ontology annotation, cellular component: cytoplasmic dynein complex; cytoplasm. Gene Ontology annotation, biological process: microtubule-based movement. Gene Ontology annotation, molecular function: dynein intermediate chain binding.
UGCGCCUGCGCAGUGCGCUCUACUCAAGGAGGCGGAGGCGACGAGCCGGAGGGAAGAUGGAAGACUACCAGGGUGCUGAGGAGACCGCCUUCGUCGUUGAUGAAGUGAGCAACAUCGUGAAAGAGGCUAUAGAGAGCGCCAUCGGCGGGAACGCGUACCAGCACAGCAAGGUGAACCAGUGGACCACCAACGUCGUGGAGCAGACGUUAAGCCAGCUCACCAAGCUGGGGAAACCGUUCAAAUACAUCGUGACCUGCGUGAUCAUGCAGAAGAACGGAGCCGGCCUGCACACGGCGAGUUCCUGCUUCUGGGACAGCUCCACCGACGGGAGCUGCACCGUGCGAUGGGAGAACAAGACCAUGUACUGCAUCGUCAGCGCCUUCGGCCUGUCCAUCUGAGCCCCUGGUCACCGCUCUGCCUCAGCGCUUCUGUCCGUCUGCCCAUCACUCACCGCGCGUCCGUGCACACCUCUCUCGGUAUCUUGUGUUCUGUGGCACUCUCAGAAUGUAGAGAAAUACACCCGUGGCUGCAGUGUCCAGGCGCUGUGCACCGCGAGCCACUCACUGUCCCCAGUGGGCGGGCAGAGCCUGCACCGCCCCCUCUUAACGGGGAACGUUUCUUUACAAAGGUGCUAAAACUCAAAUCCUGGUGGGAAGCUCUUCUCUCUGAAAUGAUUCAAGUAUACUAAUUUUCCAUACUUUUUACUUUUGUUAGAAUAAAUUAUUCAAGUUUCAA